Parus major (Great Tit) is the source of this 3309-nucleotide messenger RNA. RefSeq lists its product as uncharacterized. Bases 2130 to 2936 code for a protein of 268 amino acids. NCBI's taxonomy places the organism in Eukaryota, Metazoa, Chordata, Aves, Passeriformes, Paridae. The transcript has 3 exons. Gene Ontology annotation, biological process: canonical NF-kappaB signal transduction. The record is from RefSeq and is a predicted model, not a curated record.
AACCUCAGGGACCUGUUGAGGUCACAGGGUGUGAGCCCAGGUGUGCCGGGACCGGCACUGGGGACACGGAGCCGCACGGGUCGGACCCCACGUGUGAUGGGGACCAGUAAGGGACCGGCACUGGGCGUGAUGGGAGAAGCAGGAUGGCUGCGGGAAAAGCCCUGGAGGGACGGGCCCGAGCGGGCUCCAUCACCCAGCAGAGGAGUUUCCUUUGGCUCUGAGCUGCGAGGAGGAUUUGGGAGAUUUGAGCUGAAGCAGAGCGAGGAUUAAUCAGGAUUAUUGAGAUAUUAGCUGGAAUAUUAACUGGUUUACAGCGGAUGAGGUCCCUGGGGCACAAACAUCCAUCAGCCCCAAAUUAAAACUCUAAUGAGCUGGAAUAAGGUGUGAGGGUAAACUGAGGCACAGAUUAGAGCCAACCCUCGGCCUCCACGAGCCCCCCGGGGCUUUUCCGAGUUCACUUCGGAGCCGCCGCUCUCGCCCGUUUCGUUUCCUCCUUCGGAGGUUUCGCUCUUCGCUCAAAACCCGAAGGGGAAAUUCCCUCCCCCGAAUUUGCUGCUGCUCGACUUUCAGGCAGCCGCCACUCUCAGCUCGUCACCGCGGCCACCAGCACGGUCCCCAGCACGGUAAAUCACUUCUGGGGGAAAUAGAAGGAUUUUGGGGUCCACUCCGGGUUGGGUGGUGGAUGGGAUUUGGAGCCGGGUUCUGCUCCUCGGAGCCGCUCUGCCAACCCCGAAAAUGAGAGUUUUUAUGUUUCCAAAUUACUGCUUUUAAUUGCAGCUUGGGAGAGGCUUUUUUUGGGACAUAAAAAAAUCUCCUGCAACUUCUUCCUGGUGGCAGCAGUCUGGGGGAAAUGAGAAGGAGUCGAGACCCGAAAAACCCCAGCAGGGAUGGAAUAAAAUCCAUUACAAAAUCUUUCCAGGUUGUUAGGGAGUGACGGCUCCGUGUCGCACUCCAAUUAAUAAUUAAUUGGCGUCUUUAUAGACAACUCUCAGGCAAAACAAAACUUGAAUUCGAGGUGGAGUUGGCUGCCUUGGGGAGGCUGAAAAAUGCUCACUUGUAAAUUUUUAAGGAGUAGAGGAACCCAAAAAGCCAAAAUCAGGGUGAAGUUUCCUCUCGGUGCGGGGCGAGCACUGCAGUUCCCUGAGCUGGGAGCAAACCUUACCAUUGCCUCUGAGGUUUUCCUUGCUCCAGGUUCAUUUCCUUCAGGAUUUCUGCUCUUCUUCCCUCCCCGGGACUCCACAGCGUCGGAGGCAGCUCCAUCCAACCUUCCAGCCAAAGCCCUAAUUUGAGUUAGAGUUUAAAUUUAACGCCGAGCUGAAACUUGCAGCGCUGAGCUGAGCAGACCUGGAGGAGCUGACAGGAAGCCCAGGAUGAUUUGCAUGAAGAUCUCACCAACCCUUCACAUCCCCUUUGCAGAUUGUUUGCAGAUUUGUGCCCGGCUUUGGGUUUAUUUAUUAUCUUUUCUCCCGGUAAUAAUUGGUGCAAGAUGGGAAAACUGGGACGUUUAAUCCAUAAUACAGCUGUUAAAGAGGGGAGAAAUGUGGGGAACACAAUUUUCCUCCAUAAUGCCAAUAUUUGGUUAAUUGAUGCUGGGUGGUGCUUCCUGGGGUAUUUUUGGGAGGAGAAGAGGCUGAGCAGCUCAAAAAAAGGGAAUUGUGUCCCCACCCUUGGACAUCAUUCCUUGGAUGGGUUUGUAGUUGGGAGUUUUUUGCUCUCGUGCCCAAAGAAUCCCAUUAUCUGGUACUGAGUUGGAAAUACAACUUUUUCCAGGUAGAUAUUUUUUACUAAAUGGGAUUUUCAGGCUGUUUGGAGCUUGUGGAAGUCGUGGGGGAGAGGUGGAAAAACCCAGCUUGGCUCCUCUUAGGAAGAAUCUCUUCACCUUUUUUUUUUGGUAUAUAUUAUGAGAGAACUGUUAAUGCUUCUCUCUGUGCAGUCCCACACACCUGCAGCAGCUGGGAUCUGGAGGUACCAGCAGCACCUGAUCCUCCCCAUCCCUCAUCCAUCCCUCAGGAUCAUCCAUCCAUCCAUCCAUCCAUCCAUCCAUCUAUCCAUCCAUCCAUCCCAUCCCCAUCCCUCAGGAUGACCCUGGCAGCUCCUCCCUGCCCCUGGAUAACACCAGUCAUCAGUGGAUGAUUAUUAAUGUGAUAAUUAUUACUGUUGGCAGGUGCUCGUUCCCUCUGCUGUCCCCUGGAGUGCUGGAGAUGGAGGAGGUGUUCCUGCAGCUCUGGGGGGAGGUGGCCAGGCUGCAGGAGCUGUGCUCGGAGCAGGGGAGGCUCCUCCAGAGGCUGAGGGCCAGGAAGGGACCAGUUCUCGACAUCCCGGUGUCGCUGCCUAUCCAGUGCACGGAGGACGUGGUGCCAGGGGACGGGCAAAGGUCACCUGAGAGCUGCCAAAACCACCCAGGGGCUCUGACAUCCUCCACAUCCCCCCUGGAGGGCUCUGCUUGUCCCAUGGAACAUCCCCAGGCCACCAACAGGCUCCCCCCAGGCCCUGGGAAUGGCGUGGGGACCGGAGGAGCCGCAGCUUUUGGCAGCAGCGAGGGGGAGAAGGGAGAUGUGCCCACCUGGAUGAGAACCUGGGUCCUCCCUGUCCCCUGGGAAGGAGGAAGAGCCCCCUGCAGCCCUCGGGAGUUGGAGACACUAAAUCCAGGGGCUGGGGGCUCCUUCCCAAAUCUUCUGGAUCUCUACAGAGCCCCAGAAGUGCUUGAGAGGGAAGAUGGUCCCCGGGACGUGGCUCUCCCUGGGGAGGCUCUGGUGGAGAUCCGAGGGCCUGUGAAGACGUGCUGGACUCCAGGCUGGGUGAUGGAGGAGGAGAUGCUCAGGACCGGCCCCACCCGUGAGGCUGCUCCAGCCUGUGACCUGUGCCGGGAGAUUUUCCCCUCAGAUGCAGCGGGACACGUGGAAUAUUUGAACCAUGUCUUGGCCCAUCUGGAGUAGGACUUGUCUUCCCAAUGGGAAAUCCAUGGAUUUGCACCACAGGACAGACUCUGCACAUUCCCAAGCUGGACUUGAUGGCCUCAGAGAGCUUUUCCAGCCCUGGGGUUCUGUGGCUGAUGAGGAUUCCGGGAUCCUCCUGCUGGUUUGGACUGGGAGCAGCUGCCACGUUCCCUGUCCUUCUCCAUGUGGAAUGAACUCCCAGAUUUGGAUUAUCCUGGCUGUGUUUUGGGUUACUGAUCUCUGUGGAUGUUGAAGCCAAUCCCAUCCUGGGGUCUGGAGGUGCAGCUCCUGGGAAAAGGGAAUUUCUCAAAAUUUGCCUUUGACACAGUGGAAAUGAAUCUUCCAUAAAUAGUCAGGGAUGUUUGGGAAGACA